GACGCCUAUCAAUGUGACCACUACAGUUCCAAUAACAACAAGCUGAGCAGAGAGUUUAUUGCUUUUUUCAUCAAUUACUCAUGGUUGAUGGAGGUUCUUCUUACCUUCCCUGACCCUGAUCCAGAAAUUCUCAGUCUGCCAACAUACAAAAAAUGUCUUGCACCUCCAGCUGUGCUGCUAAAGUGGUCUCAACAUCAUCUACAGAAGCAGUUCCAGUUUCUUCGUCAGCUGGAAUGAUUUUGCCUCACGACAAUGACAACAUCACUGUCGUCAAGGAACAAGACGCUGGUGAGCAUCUGUUUAGCCGCACUGUCACGAAUACAACAAUUAUGAGUGCUUCUCCGUCUGCAAGAGAGUCUGUGAUAUCACAAUCAACAUCUUCUACUGCUGACGAGGUCGAGCAGGACGUGUUGGAACAUGCACAUGGAGAACAAGAGGAACAAAAAUGCAGAGGAACAACAUCUGCUAGCACCACAACGGCUGCUAGUCCCUCUUUAAUAUCUUCACCGUCACCUCCCUCUUCACCUUCAUCUUCCUCUUCUUCCUCUGCUCACCCCAGACACAAGGACACGUGGCAAAGCAAUUUGGUUCAAACCCAUCCUGCAGUCCUUACGGAGUUUACACGGGAACACGAAAGUUCAUCCUUCACCAUUCGCGAGUUGAGGAGUGGCCGGACCGGCAUCCGCACGUGGCCAGCGUCAUUGCAGUUACUGGAUUAUCUCACGCAGCAAGAGGAUGGAGCCCGACGAGUCCGCGAAUCCGCACACAGUUGUGGAGGGGACGAGAACUACGAAAGGUCCUUUUUUGAUUGAAGAAGCGUAAUCUUCCCAUUCUAUGUUGAUCUACUUCAAUUUUUCAGUAUCAAGUAGGCAUUAAUAGCGGUACAUUUGGUGUGCACGACUUCGUUUGUCUCAAUAUCAAAAUAACUUACUUACUCGAUUUCAAAAUCACUAGCCUCCAAACAACAUCAUAAUUAAGGCCAGCCCAGCAACGAAGAGUUCUGGAGCUUGGAACAGGGGUUGGCGUGGUUGCAUUGGGACUGGCCAAACUAGGGUGUUUUCGUGAAGUGCUAGCGACAGACCACGAUAAAGCGACUUUGCGGAACUUGCGGUUCAACGUGAAUCAAAAUCGAGCCGCGGCGUCAGUUCGAGUGAAGCAAUUAGACUGGGUGUCUGUGCAGAAAUGUGUAGGUGCAGCUUCCUGGGGUACUAGGUGGAGUGGUGUUGUAGGAGAAACAAGUACAGAUCGAAGUCAUGAAGCUCAUGAAGUAGGCGGUGGAUGUGAUGUGAAGACGUCAAGAACAUCUUCUUCAUCUACUUCUUUAGCACCCGGAAGCGUUGAGGAUACUAGCGUUAGCGAAAAACCUGUACAACUAGUUGCUACAGAGCCAGGACAACAGAGCGACGUUGACGAGGACAUCUUCGACGAUGACUUUUUGGUUCCUACUUGGCGCAGAGACGACUGUAGCGACUCCGAGAAGGAAGAAACGGGGUCUGUGGACAGUGGAGAAGCGCCAGAGGCUGCGGACGAGACGACGAAAUUCCGGGCGUCUUCACAAGCACACAAAGACCAACUACUAGUAAAGCAACGACAACACCAAGAGCAUUAUGAUUUUCUCGUUUCCGAAUUAGAAAGGGGAUCGUUAGAUCUCGUAGUCGGCAGCGAUCUGCUCUAUGAAGACACGGAGGAACCACUCCUAGCUGUGCUUCACCUCAUCCUGACGCACCCACCUCUGCGUCACAUGCACAUGUUGUCCUGUGUGCAAGAACAACAUCAGGAGUUGGACAACAUCACUUCCACCAAGGCUAGUUCUGCUUCAUCAUCUAGCACAACAAGAACAAGAACAAGCACACCCAAGAUAAUCCUGAUGUUCCAAGAGCGGACUGAAGGUAGAGUCACCAAAUUUGCGGAGAAGUUGAGACGUAUGGUUGCAGCUUCUACUUCCGGGUCCGCUGGAACCACCUCAGCCAGGGUGAACUUGAAGCAUAUUUGCGAGACCGAAAAUCGUCCCUGCUGGCUUCUUGAAGCUGAGAGGUUUUUAUAGUCAAAGUCAUUAUGUAAAGUGUGGUAAGUAAGUAGGUGAAGGUGAAGGUGAUGUAGGUUAACAUUGAUGAGUGUCGUCCUGUUGGUUGAUUGUACGUUUAAAAAAUGCAGCCUGCAAUUUACAGUAUGAUAAGUUGAAUGUCUUCAUCAUCCUCGUCAUCUACUCUCGUCAUCUUAGGUCCAUGAUUUUUGAUAUGCACGCAUGAUGUUACCAACCUACAGGAGCCGCUCCUCUGGUUAUACAACUUUUACUUGCAUUUUAAAUCUGUAUCUUUUGUAUAGCGAGUUUUGCACAGUCAAUGAUCUACUUAAACUUACUCAUCGAACGACAAUUGCAUGAACAAGAAGGUUUAUGCCGCUUCGCUUCAUCCAUGGACUAAGGGACACGGUCAUGGUACUAGAUGUGAAUACUAGCAUGGUGAAAAAAAACAUCAGCCGCAUCAAUAUAAAUCCAACAUCAGCACUACUUGAUAGUUUAUUGGACAAGCCUAACGACGCUAACAGGAAAUAACUGAAAUGCUCUUGCUCACACAACUUCCCAUUUCCGCCUUUGCCACAGACGACACGAACCACUUGCAACUGCUCUCAAGAAAUACACUCUCAAGUGCAAUCUCCCUGAAUUGAAUUGAAUCUCAAGAAAUGCACUCUGCAAACUGCUCAAGUGCAAUCUCAAAAAGUGCAAUCUCGAGAAGCAUGAGAUGAACUGCAAAGAAGAAGAAAAAGGGAGUGGAGAAGAGAGGCAAAUGCAACAACAAGAACUAC
This is a messenger RNA of Amoebophrya sp. A25, 2805 nucleotides long. The record is from the annotation of a GenBank genome assembly. NCBI's taxonomy places the organism in Eukaryota, Dinophyceae, Syndiniales, Amoebophryaceae.